This is a messenger RNA of Episyrphus balteatus (marmalade hoverfly), 1566 nucleotides long. Its product is annotated as alpha-2-macroglobulin receptor-associated protein. Gene Ontology annotation, biological process: regulation of receptor-mediated endocytosis. NCBI's taxonomy places the organism in Eukaryota, Metazoa, Arthropoda, Insecta, Diptera, Syrphidae. Gene Ontology annotation, molecular function: heparin binding; low-density lipoprotein particle receptor binding; receptor antagonist activity. Bases 77 to 1438 code for a protein of 453 amino acids. Gene Ontology annotation, cellular component: endomembrane system; endoplasmic reticulum. The transcript is spliced from 6 exons. The record is from RefSeq and is a predicted model, not a curated record.
AGUUAUUUAAUAAGCGGUAACAAAGCUAACAAAUUUAUUGCAAUCACAAGUGUGUUUCGUUCAUGUGUUAAUAAAAAUGUUAAUUUCAAAAAAUGUUUGUUUUAUAUUUCUAUCGCUUUUAAUUGUUCAAUCAAAUGGAAAGAAGAAAAAUACCAUUGAUUAUGAGACAAAUUAUCAAUCGACAUCUCAAGAAGUUGAAGAUGAAGACUUAAAAACCAUGGAGAGACCAUUUCGAAUGGCAAAAUUAAAUAUUGCUUGGAUGAGAGCUCAAAAAUCUCUAAAUAGUUCUACGCUGAAGGCUUUUUAUACAGAAUUAAGAGGUCAUGAUAAAGAACUAUUUGAAUGGAAGCAUACAAGUGAGAAAUAUGAAGCCAAUAAAGAAGGACUUAGGCAAGCUCAACUCAUGUAUAAGCUUGUCAUGGUCAUGGAAAAAUAUGGUCUGUUGAAUUAUAUGGAUGAAAAAACGUCGUCGAAAAAACGAUUACCCGUUACAACAACAGUAAAACCAACAACAACAGAGAGACUGACUGAACCAAAACUUAAAUCACUUUAUAUGGAAUUGAAGAUCCAAGAUAAAGAAGAAAUCGGAUGGAAGCAACUCAAUUCACAGCACAAAGACAAGGAAGGUCUGAAAGCAGCCGAAUUGAGGCAAAAACUUAUCGGCAUUAUGAGUAGCUACGAUUUGUUGGAUCAUUUUGAAGAGACUCAAGAUCCCAUUAAGACUAAAGCAUACAAGAAAUAUCAUGACUCAGACGAUCAUAUGAACAGGAGCAUGUUUAAAGACAAAAAACUCAACAAACUAUGGGAAAAAGCCGAAGUUUCUGGAUUCUCAAACGAAGAAUUAAAAUCCCUUAAGGAAGAAUUCCUUCACCAUCAAGAUAAAGUAGAUUUGUACUACAGUUUGUUGGAGAAUGUAGGAUCUGUUCCAUCAAAGGCAGAAGUACAUGAAAAUGCAAUCGAUGAAGAACUUGAAGCCUUUAACAUCAUUCCUGGCGACAACGACAAUGAAAUCCGAACACCAGCCAUGGAGACAAAUGUCUUCCACGAUAAUAUCAAUCAAUUGCGUGAACGUCAUCGUGGUAUUAAGGAUCAUUAUGAUCGCUUGGAACGUAUGGUAUCAAAAGGCCCACACAGUCAAGAUUUCAUUGAACCAAAGGUACAAGGACUUUGGCGGGUUGCCUUGUCUAGUAAUUUUUCCGAAACAGAAUUAGCAUCAAUCAAAAGUGAGUUGCAUCAUUUUGAGAGCAGGCUCCUUAAAUUGAGGCAUUUGCAUGCUGAGCAUGCUUUACAAAAGCACAAAUACAAGAAUGAAAAACAUCAAGAUAAAAAUAAUGAUCGUUUCGAAGAGAUGGAAGAACAUAUUAAGAAGCAAACUAGAAAAGUUGAAAAAAUUCAAGAGAACAUUGAAGGACAAAUAUUUAAACACACUGAGCUAUAGAGUGGCUAGUAAUUCCUAAACAGAAGUUGUGAACAAAAGUUAUUUUUAAUCGAAUAUAAAAUUGUAAGUUUGUUAGCUUAGGGAUUAGAACAAAGUAGUAAAAGAACAAAAUUUGUGUACGUAAAUAA